UUAGGCGCGCACGUGCUUCCUCUUGUUGCAGAAAGAAGCUGGCGGCGCGUGCAGUGCACAGAGUGCUGGCUGGGAGCUCGAGAGUUGUGAUUGGUGUGUCUGCUGGAAGUUUGCUGCACUCUGCUGCUCUGAUCCGUUGGAGACCCACCUGCACUGACUGCUUCUCUUUGGCGGGUCGUGCCGUGAUUUCCUUCACAAAGCCCCCUUUGCUGCUCCAGACAAUGGAAGGGAUGGAGCCUGAAGGCUCCCCGGCCAGGGUAGUGGAGAAGCGCCCCUGUCCAGAGGAGGAGAACCCCUGCCCAGGGAGCGCCAAAAAACCCAAACUGCAGGAGUCUGAGAAUGGGGGGAGUGAGAAGAGAAAGGAGGAGGAGGAGAUGCCUGUGGAGGAGGAGAGUGAGGAAGAUGAGCUGGCAGGGCAAGGACAGGGAGGAGAAAGCUUUGCUGACAUGAUGAAGCACGGACUCACAGAGAAGGACGUUGGGAUACUGAAGUUCGUCAGCAAACAUGAGGGCUUCUCUGGGAUCCUGAAGGAGAGGUACUCAGACUUUGUGGUCCAUGAGAUCAGUAAAGAAGGCACAGUUUUGCAUCUGGACGACCUGUCUGUGCCUGUGGAUUCAGAGGACCCUCCUCUGGAUGUGUCAGAGGUGCUGACUGAGGAGCAGAAAAAGCAGCUGGAGGAUCUGCAGCAGUUCAAGAAUAAGGAGGGCACUGUGUCCCUGGAGGUCUUGGAGGACACUAAAGAGAAGCGCACUCUGCUGCAUCAGGCAGUGAAGUCUCUGUUCCCUGGGCUGGAGACGAAGACAGAGGAGCGGGAGGGACGCAGGUUCAUUGUGGCCUACCAUGCUGCCGGGAAGAAAGCACUCGCAGGUACUGGCGGUACUUGUAGUGAGCCAAACACCUUUUCACUCUGUCUCUGAAAUCCACUCACCCACGUGC
Messenger RNA from Polyodon spathula (Mississippi paddlefish), 936 nucleotides. Its product is annotated as pseudouridylate synthase 7 homolog. NCBI's taxonomy places the organism in Eukaryota, Metazoa, Chordata, Actinopteri, Acipenseriformes, Polyodontidae. Gene Ontology annotation, cellular component: nucleus. Bases 222 to 917 code for a protein of 231 amino acids. Gene Ontology annotation, biological process: pseudouridine synthesis. The record is from RefSeq and is a predicted model, not a curated record. The transcript is spliced from 5 exons. Gene Ontology annotation, molecular function: pseudouridine synthase activity; RNA binding.